AUGUCUGUUUGCGUGACUGUGACUCUCAUGAGUGGGAAAUCCGUGCAGAUUACCAGCAGCCCCGACUGCACGACGGAUGAGCUCAGACUCCAGGCAGAGAAAGCGUUGCAAUGCGGACCUGGCAGGCUCGUUGAUGCUUCUGGGCAGGCACUUCCCGGAGAGACCUCGCUUGACCAAUCCGGUGUCAAGACUGGUGACAUCCUGAUGUGGCACAUUCGGCAGGUGUCCUUGGCUGCGAAAAACACGAGUGUCGCUGCUGUCCUCGGGGAUGGAUCUGUCGUUACUUGGGGCGAUGCCGGUAGUGGAGGUGACAGCAGGUGCGUGAAAGAGCAGCUGCAGGAUGUGCGGCAGAUCCAGUCUACCGGAAAAGCGUUUGCUGCAACCCUUGGCGAUGGAUCUGUCGUGUCUUGGGGUGCUCCUACAUAUGGAGGCGACUGCAGCUUAGUAAAGGAGCAACUAAAGGACGUGCAACAGAUACAAGCCACAGGGAGGGCUUUUGCUGCCAUCCUUCUUGACGGAUCUGUGGUGACAUGGGGCUUUCCUUCCUGUGGUGGCGACAGCAGUUCCGUCAGAGAGCAUUUGCAGAAAGUGCGACAGAUCCAAGCCACAAGGCGUGCGUUUGCUGCUAUCCUCGAUGAUGGAUCCGUCGUAACAUGGGGGACUUCCUCUUGCGGUGGCGACUGUGGCGCGAUCCAGGAGAACCUGAAGGAUGUACAGCACAUCCAAGCCACAAGACGUGCGUUUGCUGCUGUGCUGCGUGAUGGAUCCGUCGUGACCUGGGGAGAUGCUGUUUGCGGGGGCGACUGCCUGCUUGUCAGGGAGAAGCUUAAGGACGUGCAACAGACACAGGCCACAUCGUUUGCAUUUGCA
Symbiodinium necroappetens is the source of this 870-nucleotide messenger RNA. The record is from the annotation of a GenBank genome assembly. NCBI's taxonomy places the organism in Eukaryota, Dinophyceae, Suessiales, Symbiodiniaceae.